Messenger RNA from Closterium sp. Yama58-4, 774 nucleotides. The record is from the annotation of a GenBank genome assembly. NCBI's taxonomy places the organism in Eukaryota, Viridiplantae, Streptophyta, Zygnematophyceae, Desmidiales, Closteriaceae.
AUGGAUACAACUGCUGUUGUUACUACUAGCAACAAACCAAGUGAGGCAAAUCUACAAGUUGCGGAGACUUGCGCUGGGGUUCCAAGUACUGCAACUGGAAUUCCGCGAGCAGCGGAGAGUCCACGCGGAGAGGGUUUCCCGCCAGGGUUUCGGUUCCGGCCGACGGACGAGGAGCUGCUGUGUUACUACCUCAGGCGGCGCGUGGAGGGCCUUCCCAUCGCAUGGAAUGCGAUCGGCGACGUGGAUCUGUACGAGUCCGAGCCUUGGGAACUGCCAGCAAGAGCAACAUGCCCUAUUCCUGGCGACGGCGAGUGGUUCUUUUUCACAUCCCGCAAUCUCAAGUACCCAUCAGGGUACAGGUCUAACCGUGCCACAACUGCUGGGUACUGGAAGGCCACAGGGAAGGACAGGCCAGUCAACGUGCGGCUCUCAGGCAGCAGCGGUGGUAGCGACGGCAAAGGGGAGCAGAGAGUCAGAGCGGGAUUCAAAAAGACUCAUGUUUUCUAUAUCUCCUUGACGCCUGAGGAGCAAGCAGUGGUGCCACCGCAGGGGAUGGUGGCGCAGCAGGCACUGGCUGCGCAACAAGCGAUAGCACAGCAAGCAGCGGUAGCGCAAGCGGUGGUUUCACAGCCGGGGAUGAUGGCACAACAGGCGUUGGCGGCACAGCAAGCGAUAGUUGCACAGCAACCUCCAGUAGCACAAGCAGUGGUGUCACAGCACGAGAUGGUCGGACAGCAGGCGAUGACGGUACAGCAGGAUGAUGCGCUGCAGUAA